ACAAUCUCACUCUGUUGCCCAGGCUGGAGUGCAGUGACGCGAUCUCAGCUCACUGCAAUCUCCGCCUCCUGGGUUCAAGCGAUUCUCCUGCUUCAGCCUCCUGAGUAGCUGGGAUUACAGGUGCGCACGACUAUGCCCGGCUAAUUUUUGUAUUUUUAGUAAAGACGGGGUUUCACCAUGUUGGUCAAGCUGGUCUCAAACUCCUGACCUCUGAUCUGCCCGCCUUGGCCUCUCAGAGUGUUGGGAUUACAGGCGUGAGCCACCGUACCUGGCCUGGAUUUAACAAGUCUUAGCUCAGUUCUUAUUUAUCUUUCAGUCACCACACCUUGUGAGUUAAUCAUUGGACAAUAAUCAGCUUGGACAAUAAGUUAACCACUCUGAACCUAGGUUUCUUUGUCUACGAAAUAAAUGCAAUCUCUAAGGUCCUCCUCCAGCUUAAAUUUUCCAUGAUUCUGAAGAAUCAGGAUCAAGUUUAUUGUUUUAUGGGAAGUUGAACUGCAGUUCUCCAAAUACUAACUCUUCUCUGAUCUCCAUCUCUCUCGUAGAUUUAAAUCUCCCACAUUCUGGGAUGAGGGAUAGGUGUAGAGCUUCACAAAGGGAUGGGAAAAUAAAAUAUAAUAAUAUCUCACCUUGUCGGCAUGAGGAGGAACAUGAAGACUAAAAAGAUGAAACUGUCUUCUGUAAGGCUCUAUGAAACAGCAUAUAAAAAUGUAAAAAUUGGUAUAAAAAGGUUUUUCACUUUGGCUAAAAUGGAAGCCAUCCUGACAGCAGUGCCUCUUAGAAUUGCCUGGUGUCAUUUAAACCUGCUUACUACUAUCGUUUCUUUAACAUCUUUUCUGGUAUUUGGCCAUCCUUCUAUUCAUAUUGUUUUAGCUCCAUUUCCUUGAGUGUAAAUUCUUUUAUUUAUUGAGUUUGUUAUUUUCCUUGCAUGAUACUGACCUUACUCAGAUAUUUUAUCAUUCUUAGGGUGAGUGCAUGACUCAGACCUGUACAGUCGUUUCAUACACCUGGAUAGAGUGUUUAUGUAAGGGAUAUAUGACUCAACAGGACAAAAGAACUCCCAACAGAACCUUAGGACGCUGGCAGAAACUACCAGGAAAGAGAAGCUGUCUUGCUACUGAAGUUGCUGAGCUAUGAAGAAUGUAUGCUGUGAGCUAAUAGGAAGCAUUUUGCCACUCCGUAGGAAGAGCUUGCCUGAGACUGUAGAGACAAGAGAAACAGGUUUCCUGACUAUAUUGUUUCAGUACCUGGAUCCCACAGUCGGGGGAGAGUCCCCCUCGGGACUCUCAAUAACACAGCCAAUAAAUUCCCUUUUUGUUCAGCACAAGCCAUUUUAAAUCAUAAUUUUUUGUCACUAGCAACCGAAAUUAAUCAAACGAAAAUCUGUGAACCUGUAGAGAAAGUCCAUAGUUCUCUAACUUCACAUCAGUAGAUGCCCAAGGGGCCUUUCUGUUUUUUCGUUUUUGUUUUUGUUUUUUUGAGAUGGAGUCUCACUCUGUCACCCAGGCUGGAGUGCAGUGGUGCGAUCUUGGCUCACUGAAACCUCCACCUCCCUGGUUCAUGCAGUUCUCUGCCUCAGCCUCCCAAGUAGCUGGGAUUACAGGCACCCGCCACCACUCCCGGCUAAUUUUUGUAUUUUUUUAGUAGAGACGGGGUUUCACCAUGUUGGCCAGGCUGGUCUUGAAUUCCUGCCCUCAGGUGAUCCACCUGCCUCAGCCUCCCAAAGUGCUGGGAUUACAGGCAUGAGCCACCGCGUAGAGGUCAAUUGCGACACUACAGGAAAAGAAGGUAAAGUGGAGUCACAUCUGACUUCCAUUUACAUGCUGGUUUUAGAAACUCACCCCCAUGAAAGGUAUAACUUCGCAAUCUACUUAAUCCUCACAGCAGCAAACAAAUUUAUUAACAUUUAUUAAUGUUAAGGCUUAAUGUAAAAACAAUGGCAUAAAUCCUGCAGGUAAGUAGGAAAACUUCAGAAUUAUCCAUCUGCUGUCGAUUUAUCACAAGAGAUUAGAUUCUACCCUAAACGCAUAUUUUGGGAAUAUCUAAAUAUCUGUAAUAUGGUCUCUCCAGAAUUUUCUUACAUGAUGUGGAAAUCAAGAGCUACCUGCCUGAAGUUGAUAGAUUUAAAAAUGAUGAUUAAGUAUAAUAUUUGAAUUUAUGACAGGUAGCCAAUGGGAAAACAAUAAAAGAUAACAAAAAUUAGGAGAAAAAAGGGGUAGUGUAAAUGAUAUGGAUUUCUCAGCUUCAACAUUCAGGAGUGAAAUAAGUACUGCUUAAAGUUGAAAAAAUAAGAAAUGGAAGUAUAAGCAUUUAAUUUGGAGUUAUGAAAAUAAUCACCCAAAGAAAUCAAGAUAGAAAUGACAUGAAUGCUGAUGUCCACAGAGUGGGACCAGGUUGAGUGAGGGAGAUUGUUUGCUUUCAUUUAUGCCUCUUUUUUUCUACUUAGAUGUUUCAUUUUUGUGUGCACACAUUAUAUUUUUAUUUUAUUUUAAUUUUUGAGACAGUCUCCCUUUAUCGCCCAGGCUGGAGUGCAGCGGUGCGAUCACAACUCACUGCAACCUCGACCUCGUGGGCUCAAGUGAUCCUCCCACCUUAGCCUCUCAAGUAGCUGGAACUAGAGGUAUGUACCAACACACCCAACUAUGUUUUGUAUUUUUUGUAGAGACAGGGUCUUGCCAUGUAGACUAGGCUGGCCUUGAACCCCUGGGCUCAAGUAAUCUGCCCACCUUGGCCUCCCAAAGUGUUAGGAUUACAGGUGUGAGCCACCACGCCCAGCCUGUAAUUUUAAAUUGGCCAAAAAGACUAUGUUCAUCUAGGCAGCCUGCUCUUCUGCCCUCUAAAAUAUCCAUUGCGAGCAUUCUCUGCACCAUCAGAUGGCCUCCAUGUCAACGUCUCAGCUCCAAACUUACGUCUUCUUUUAAAACAGAGGAAGUGUCUGCCCACCUAAGGUUAAUCUCUCCACCUGUGUGUGGAUCCCAGCCACACCUAUGUCUGCAGAAAUUGCUAAUUACCCUCUUUCUCUUCAGAUCCUCAAACUCUCCUUUUCUGUGAGUUGCCUUCAAGCAGUGGGCAACAUGCUCAGGCUACUCCCAUCUGAAAUUGAAGCCACCUUGACCCCAUGACCCUGUCCAGCUUCCUCUAUCUUCUCCCCUUUACAGCCAAAUAUCUCCAUUUCCGACUCCUGAACUCACUCUGAUAUGGAGUCUUCCUUAUCACUGCAGUAAAAACGGCUUUUGCCAAGCUCACAGGUGGCUCCAGUCUGUAAUCAGACUGUUACUACCUAUCUUCAUCCUACUUGAUUUCUCAAAGCUUCUAACAGAGGGGAUCACUCUUAAAACAUUCUCUUACUUUUUCGGAACAUCCCACCUUAUCACUGUAAUUUGGCAGAUUCGUGUCCUCACACAUCAUUAGCAUAAAAUAUUUCCCCUCACCAUGAAGUAUUUCUCACAUCAAGUCAUAACCUUGGCCAUAACUGGAGUAUUUGCUCCUCACAAGCCUCUCUACAUGCAGACCUUCCUGCCAAAGGCUUUCUUGCUUCCACAGUCACAUCCAGGAACAGGGGCAAUCCCUUCAUGUUGCUCCAUGGGAAAGCCAUCUGCAGAAAAGCCAGCUUGCCGCUGGAAUUUUUACUGGAUGUCUUCAGAGAGAUAUGCUACAGAACCAGUUUCAGUGAAUGGGCUUCCACUUACAGCAGAAAAUUUAAUCCUGUGAACUCAGUCACUUGUUUGAAACUCAAUUUGGGAUGAUAGUGGAUCUUUCUCAAUUCAUUAGAAUUCUCUCCCUUUUCUCCUCUGAGUAGAUUUCUAGUGAGGGCAGUGGUGGGGCGAGGCUUGGUUAUCAUCCUAGCAUUGUCUUGUGCUUUCUUCCCUGUGGGCUCUGCUGAGAGUAUAACUGCUUGAUCUACCAGCACAAGCAAUGCACACUGAUCAUUUCAGGAGAGGUUGAGGGUCCUCUCCUAUUGAUGUGGCCUGGCGGGCACUGGUCUGAUGACUUGCUGAAAACUAGCUGCAUCUUCCUUUGCUGACAAGCUGACCACCCCUAGCCUCAUUCACCUUGGACCCUGGUGCUUGGUAGGCACUUCACCAUUCAACUCUUUCUUGGGAACCUUUUGGAUCUCCUCUAGGCCCUGUGAGAUAUAUGUGCAUAAAUGCGUGUGUGGGUGUUAUGUAUAUAUACACACACUCAUAUGUGUAUAUAUAUACACACUUGUGGGUUAGGGGCAGAGGAGGGAGUUGUACAGCUGGUUAUCAAAGCUAUAAAAGGCCCUUUCUAUGUUCAUUUCUAAAGGCCAACGCAUACAGGCUCAGGGCACUAUUGGGCUGUCUUCUCUCAGAAACUCGGGCAGAGCCAAGUCCUUCUGCUCUUAGACCCAAAAUCUACCUAGCAAUUUCUAACAGCCAACACUUUCCACCCUGCAUCUUAUUCCCUACUCCCACAGACUUUCCUAGUUAUCACCUAAAUUCUCUCACCUUUUCUCUCAGAACGUCUCCCCCAGCUUAGAGAGGAAUUUGUCUCUGCAGGUGGGAGGGUCUUUAAAAAAAAAUGAGGCCGGGCACAGCGACUCAUGCCUAUAAUCCCAGCACUUUGAGAGGCCGAGGCAGAAGGAUUGCUUGAUAUUAGGAAUUCAAAACCAGCCUGGACAACAGUGAAACCUUGUUUCUACAAAAAAAUAAAAAAUUAGCCUGUCUUCGUGGUGCCCGCCUGCAGUCCCAGCUACUUGUGGUUCAUAGUCUUUGAAUCUUUAUAUGCAAAGUCAACUUUUUAAGAAUCAAAAAAGAAAAAUGCAUGUAUCUUUUAUUCCAAGCACCUGGUUUUUGCACAAGUACUCCACCUUUCAGACUCUAUCGCUUUUAUUAUAAUUAAAAACAUUGUUUGAAAUUCAGGCUCUACUUGUUCUCCUUUCAAGGCAAUGAAGCCCAUGAGUGGGAAGAAGACUACAGGGCAACAAGAAAAAAAGUGAGAACAUCAUUAUUAUUUUUUUUUGAGAUGAAGUCUCACUCUGUCACCCAGGCUGGAGUGCAAUAGCUUGGUCUCGGCUCACUGCAACCUCUGCCUCCUGAGUUCAAGCGAUUCUCCCGCCUCGGCCUACAGAGUAGCUGGGACUACAGGCACGUGCCACCACACUUGGCUAAUUUUUGUAUUUUUAGUAGAGAUGGGGUUUCACUACAUUGGCCAGGCUGGUCUCGAACUCCUGACCUCAUGAUUCGUCCGCCUCGGCCUCCCAAGGUGCUGGGAUUACAGGCGUGAGCCACUGCACCUGGCCGUGAGAACAUUCUUGAUUUAAAAUGCACAUAUAUAAUCUAGGUAUGCGAUCAUAGCUUCUUUUACUUGCUAUGGUCCCCUUGCCAAAGAAUUCAUGAAAGGAGAAAUCAUAAUUUCUCCACCUUUUAAAUAGCCAGAUUUCUGCAAUCCGUCCACCCCCUCUAGAUUUUCAGCAAUUAUCUGUGAAAAGGAGGAAAGAACAGCAAACUAGAAGCAAAAUCACAAAGCUUCAAAAUUUCUUUGUGCCUCCGUUUUUAUGUAGUUUCUUUUGGUAUGGCAGGAAAAUGGGCAAUAUUGUUUUCAUACAAUAGCUGUAUUUUGUUCCAGCAUGCACAUAAAUUACACAGUUAACCUUAUCUGAUCUUACCUAAAGUGACCUUUUUUUGCUUGAUUAUUCUGAUUCAUGCAUUUUUACAUCAAAGUCUACAUUUAUUGAAAGAAAAAUUUCAUAAUUUAUAUCAUUUAACGUAUUAAUCUUACAGUGCAUGUAUACCUGGAAUGGGAAACGUAACAAUAAGCCAGCCAGCAGUUAAGAGUACGUAACUGUGGGAAAUGUAAAGUGGAAAAAAAAUAUAUAGAAGGAAAAAACAGCUCUAACAGGGAGAGAGGUUUGGGGCCCUAUAGAUAAAUAGGUACAUUUCCACUCCACCUCCGGACAUCUGCCGGUUGGUGGUAAAGUUGUUGAUUUCAGGAAAUUCUAGAGACAGAGCGUUGUCGGGGUGUUGUUUUCCUACUGAGCAGAACAGGAAGGCAAUGCCUGGAUUAACUAGAGACCCAAGAAACUGCGGAAACAAGCCCUACCGCUGCGGGGCCAGGGCCAGCUUCGAAGGCUGCAAGCCUCACGGCAACACGGAGCCAGGUCUUCGUGUGACCUUACUGUCUACUGCUGCUAUGUAAGGGGACUGGCACUCCCGCCCUCCUGAAGGCGCGGAGACCCCGACGGCCUCGGAACGCUUCGCUCGGGCACACUGAAAGCAGCGCGAGACGCAGCUCCCAACACUCUAACAUGGAGGCCGGCUUUUGUUUGUUUUGGCCCCGCUCACACACAGGCGUCUCACGGCGGAGACCAUAGGCCCCGCGGCUGCGGGCGGCUCAAGGUCCCCCGGGACGCCGCCCUAGAGGACUUUGCCCGCCGCGCCCGGCUGCCUCCCUUGCCCGGGCCCUGCCCCUCUCGCCUCUGCUCCCGGCGCCGCAGCUGACCCGGCGGGGGAGGAGGACGGCAGGAGCGCGCGGCGUCACAAAGCGAGGACAGAACGCCCGGGGUUCCGCCGAGACUCGGUCGUCCCAGGCCAGCUCGACUUGCAGUCCGCCCUCGUGGGGCGGGAGACGCCCGACGCCCGCCCACCUCACCCCCGGGGUGCCCUCCGUGGCCUCACGGGGACGCAGCGUCGCAGCGGCUCCGGCGCCGCAAAGCGUCCUGGGAGCGCCGGCUCGCGCCGGAAGAUCGCGAGGGCGCGCGGCGGCGGCGAGGUUAUAAAAGGGAAGAAGCCGGCGGUGGGCGGAAGUGGGCGGUUCGGCGGCUCUGGGCGCUCUUGUUUGGUCUUAGGCCUGCGGAGGGGCGUUAUCUGGAGGGCCGCGGGUGCAGGCCGCAGUGACAGGGCCGCUCGCCCCGCUAGUCCUGCCUGUCUCCCGGUGCAGCUGUGUUCGCGGCCUGCAGGCCCAACAUGGCGCAGGAGGUGUCGGAGUACCUGAGCCAGAACCCGCGGGUGGCAGCCUGGGUGGAGGCGCUGCGCUGCGACGGCGAGACUGACAAACACUGGCGCCACCGCCGGGAUUUUUUGCUUCGCAACGCCGGGGACCUGGCCCCCGCUGGCGGCGCUGCCUCCGCUAGCACGGAUGAAGCUGCCGACGCCGAGAGCGGGACCCGAAACCGGCAGCUGCAGCAGCUCAUCUCCUUUUCCAUGGCCUGGGCGAACCACGUCUUCCUCGGGUGCCGAUACCCUCAAAAAGUUAUGGAUAAAAUACUUAGUAUGGCUGAAGGCAUCAAAGUGACAGAUGCUCCAACCUAUACAACAAGAGAUGAACUGGUUGCCAAGGUGAAGAAAAGAGGGAUAUCGAGUAGCAAUGAAGGGGUAGAAGAGCCAUCCAAAAAACGAGUUAUAGAAGGAAAAAACAGUUCUGCAGUUGAGCAAGAUCACGCAAAAACCUCUGCCAAGACAGAACGUGCAUCAGCUCAGCAGGAAAACAGUUCAACGUGUAUAGGGUCGGCCAUCAAAUCGGAGAGUGGGAACUCGGCUCGGAGCUCUGGCAUCUCCAGUCAGAAUAGCUCUACAAGUGAUGGAGAUCGAUCUGUUUCCAGCCAAAGCAGCAGCAGCGUUUCCUCUCAGGUAACAACGGCAGGAUCUGGGAAAGCUUCUGAAGCAGAAGCUCCAGAUAAACACGGUUCUGCAUCAUUUGUUUCCUUGCUGAAAUCCAGUGUGAAUAGUCACAUGACCCAAUCCACUGAUUCUAGACAACAAAGUGGAUCACCUAAAAAGAGUGCUUUGGAAGGCUCUUCAGCCUCAGCUUCUCAAAGCAGCUCAGAGAUCGAGGUGCCCUUGUUGGGCUCCUCGGGAAGCUCAGAGGUAGAAUUGCCACUAUUGUCUUCCAAACCUAGUUCAGAGACAGCUUCAAGUGGGUUAACUUCCAAAACUAGUUCAGAGGCAAGUGUUUCAUCAUCAGUUGCUAAAAACAGUUCCUCAUCAGGCACAUCCUUACUGACUCCCAAGAGCAGCUCUUCAACAAAUACAUCGCUGCUAACUUCCAAGAGCACUUCCCAGGUAGCUGCAUCACUACUAGCUUCCAAGAGCAGCUCCCAGACCAGUGGAUCUCUGGUUUCCAAAAGCACUUCCUUAGCAAGUGUGUCCCAGUUGGCUUCUAAGAGUAGUUCUCAGACUAGCACCUCACAGUUGCCUUCUAAAAGUACUUCACAGUCAAGUGAGAGUUCUGUCAAAUUCUCUUGCAAGUUAACCAAUGAAGAUGUGAAACAGAAGCAACCUUUUUUCAAUAGACUAUAUAAAACGGUGGCAUGGAAGUUGGUAGCUGUUGGUGGCUUUAGUCCCAAUGUGAAUCAUGGAGAGCUCCUAAAUGCAGCUAUUGAGGCUCUGAAAGCAACACUGGAUGUAUUUUUUGUCCCACUAAAAGAAUUGGCAGAUCUGCCUCAAAAUAAGAGCUCUCAAGAAAGUAUUGUUUGUGAAUUGAGGUGCAAGUCUGUGUAUUUGGGCACUGGCUGUGGAAAAAGCAAAGAAAAUGCAAAAGCAGUUGCAUCAAGAGAAGCAUUGAAGUUAUUUCUCAAGAAAAAGGUGGUGGUAAAAAUAUGUAAAAGGAAAUACAGAGGCAGUGAAAUAGAAGAUCUAGUACUCCUUGAUGAAGAAUCGAGGCCUGUAAACUUACCUCCAGCACUAAAACAUCCUCAAGAAUUACUAUAAUGUGUCCAAAAUAUCACUGCAUACAAUAUCUGGUAUUUGAAGAGAAAAACUGACUUUUGUACAGUAUAAAACACAGGCUUUCACAAAUUUUGUAUUGCUUUUUUUCCAGUUUUGCAGAAAAUUUACAUUCUAGUUCUCUUCACACAGUAGCAGUUGUAAAUAAUUUAUGAAUGACAGUACACAUGAAAAGGUAUGCAUUAGCAGCAUAUUAGUAUGCUGUUUUAUUUGCUGAAGAAAAUACUGUCUUCUAUUUUUAAUGAUACAUUAGGUACGAUGUGUAGUUCGGUAGAGUCCUAAAAUUUUUGUACUACUUUCAAUUUGGUGAAAAUGUAUUAAGUUGUCUACCAUGUUUUCUUUUCUAGCUGAAUAAACCACAUCAAAGAAAAGGGACCACAGUAUUUGAAUGUUUGAAAGUCUGUAAAGCUUAAGGUUUUAAAAAUGUUGCCCGUAAUGUUGAACAUGUCUGUUAAAAAAUAAAAGAAAAAAUAGUUGCUUCAAACUAUUUUUAUGAGAAGUUGUAAGCAUUUUUUAGAUAUAAAGCAGUAUAAAGUACUUGUUAUUUUACUCUGAAGUUGUUUAAAAUUCACCAUGACUUUGACCGCUGAAGAUUCUUUAAGCGGGUUAAUUUAUGUUUUGAGGUGGAAUACAAUUUACACUUUUUUCUUAAAAACAUGAAUGUGGGUUUCUAUAUUAAGCAUAUUUUGUGACUACUAUUAACAGAUUGAUUUGUUUAGAUAUUAAAUGCUUUAAGCUAUUUUACCUUUUCAA
Pan troglodytes (chimpanzee) is the source of this 9437-nucleotide messenger RNA. RefSeq names its product CDKN2A interacting protein (gene CDKN2AIP). The coding region runs from base 6927 to 8669 and encodes 580 amino acids. The record is from RefSeq and is a predicted model, not a curated record. NCBI's taxonomy places the organism in Eukaryota, Metazoa, Chordata, Mammalia, Primates, Hominidae. The transcript is spliced from 3 exons. Gene Ontology annotation, cellular component: nucleoplasm; nucleolus.